Messenger RNA from Eruca vesicaria subsp. sativa (arugula), 845 nucleotides. NCBI's taxonomy places the organism in Eukaryota, Viridiplantae, Streptophyta, Magnoliopsida, Brassicales, Brassicaceae. The record is from the annotation of a GenBank genome assembly.
AAGAAAAUCACAACUGGACCCAGCUUUGAUGGCAUUACCCAAUUUUAGAAACAUAAAAACCAAACCAUAAUCUAAACCGAACCAAAUUAUAAACCAUAGAAAACUAUAACCAAAGCUACCAUUUGGAUUCAACUCCAUCAAGUAGGUCUCAAAACUAUGGCAAAUUUUCGAACCUGGAUCCGGUUUAACCGGUUCUACCUUCAAUGGACUGAUCCAUCAUCACUCAUAUAUAAAUUACACACAUCUCUUUACCCCUUUUAUUCCAACACAACCUUUCUCUCUCACUCCGUCAAUGGAGAAAACCCUAGCAACUUCCCAUACCAAACGCUCUUCUCCGUCGCCUUCCACCGCCGUGAACGCACAUCCCGCCGGUUUUAACCGCAGAACCAAACAGAGAUUGUCAGAUGCAACGGCGAGUGUAAGAGAGAGCAACGCAGAAGAUGAAGAUGAAGAAGAAGGAGUGGAAGAGAAGAUUGAGGCUCUUCAGACAAUAGUACCAGGAGGAACGGCGCUUGAAGUGGACGCGCUGUUUGAAGAAACGGCGAGUUACAUAUUGGCUCUACAGUGUCAAAUCAAUGCCAUUAAAGUUCUUACUUCGUUUCUUGAGCGUUGUGAGAAGGAUGAUGAUAUGAAGUUUGGAGGUUGAAUGUUUAACAAACACUUUGUAAUUCUCUCAAAGCGUUUAAAAGAAAAAAAAUAUCUCACUUUUUUAUUUAAUUAUUUUUACUUUAUAUUGCAUUUUUGAUUAUGGCUCACUGGCUCUUGCGUUGGGGUUCAUAAUUUAGUUUUUUUUUUUAAAUCCCAGUUGCCGAAUUUGGGAAAAUAUCUCCACAUUUUGCCUUCGA